AUGGAUCGAAUCAAGAAAGCCGCUCCCGCUUCCACGAGUGUCAACUCGCAAGGAAAGGUGGCGAUGGUCGAGCAAGAAGGAGACGAGGAUUUCCGCAAGCGUCUCGCGGCGAAAGCGACUCGCAAGACCAUCCUACGGAAGAUUGCUCGCAGGCGUUCUACUUUCCGUCGCAGCCCCAAGCGGCGCUGGGAACCUGGCAAGGUUGAGCACCGCCAGGUCAAUAAACCUCAGAGGAUAACAAAGCUAGUCAUCCACAAGACACCCUUCAUUGGACUCUGCCGGUCUAUUGUCUCUGAGAUUGGUUGUCGCCUUGGCUUUGACAGUGUUGCAAUGGACGCGCUUCAAGUAGCAUGUGAAGCCUUCCUCGUCGAUUAUUUCGCCGUACUUAAUCUUACUGCGCUUCAUGCAAACCGUGUCAAAAUCAUAGCCGAUGACGCCGCAUAUUUGGUUCCAUCAAUUAAGAUGGCCUAA
Trichoderma aggressivum f. europaeum is the source of this 471-nucleotide messenger RNA. RefSeq lists its product as uncharacterized. The record is from RefSeq and is a predicted model, not a curated record. Gene Ontology annotation, molecular function: protein heterodimerization activity; DNA binding; structural constituent of chromatin. The transcript is spliced from 4 exons. The coding region runs from base 1 to 471 and encodes 156 amino acids. Lineage: Eukaryota; Fungi; Ascomycota; Sordariomycetes; Hypocreales; Hypocreaceae. Gene Ontology annotation, cellular component: nucleosome.